Messenger RNA from Spirometra erinaceieuropaei, 384 nucleotides. NCBI's taxonomy places the organism in Eukaryota, Metazoa, Platyhelminthes, Cestoda, Diphyllobothriidea, Diphyllobothriidae. The record is from the annotation of a GenBank genome assembly.
AUGACGGCGGAAGCCUCACUGGCCUUCCGGCAGAAGUCCUUGUUCCAAACAACUGUAGAGACGGUUGAAGAGGAUGCGAAAGAAAAUCUUUCCGGCGAUGUUGAGGAGGGAGAUGUGUCCGUGGUUGUUGUAAAGAUGGCGGCUCCCCUUCCAUCUGAAGAGAUGGAUGAUUGUGGCGUCGUCGAAGUCCUGAGGAACAUCUCCUUGACGCUACUUCGCCUAAAUGAACGCAGUCACGUGUUCCAUAAGUUGGCAGCCAUCGUGCUUGUAGAUCUCAGCAGGGAUCGCCUCCGAUUGGAACGCUUUCCCCUUGGAGAGCUGCUGCACGGCCCUGAUGGUUUCAUGGGGAGAGGGUGGGAGGUCGAGGUCGGCGUGGGUCCCUAA